Messenger RNA from Cynocephalus volans (Philippine flying lemur), 2349 nucleotides. It is a transcript of the gene GPCPD1, whose product is annotated as glycerophosphocholine phosphodiesterase 1. The record is from RefSeq and is a predicted model, not a curated record. Gene Ontology annotation, molecular function: glycerophosphocholine phosphodiesterase activity; starch binding. Gene Ontology annotation, biological process: glycerophospholipid catabolic process. The transcript has 20 exons. NCBI's taxonomy places the organism in Eukaryota, Metazoa, Chordata, Mammalia, Dermoptera, Cynocephalidae. Bases 209 to 2227 code for a protein of 672 amino acids.
GGCGGUUUGGUCUCGAGCAGCUGAAACCGGUUUGAGCGGAGCCGCUUCCUGCCGCCGCGGGCCGCCUGGGGGAGCGCUGGCGAGGCGCAGACGGCGUGCGCCCGGCUCCAACGCCCGCGGCUCUCGCUCUCGGCCGCGGCGGCGCGGACCCGCGGACUUGCGGACCCACGGACCCGGCAGCACAACAUCCUAAAAUAAAUCCAUCAGAAUGACUCCUUCUCAGGUUACCUUUGAAAUAAAAGGGACUCUUUUACCAGGAGAAGUUUUUGCAAUAUGUGGAAACUGUGAGGCCUUGGGAAACUGGAAUCCUCAAAAUGCUGUGGCUCUUCUUCCAGAGAAUGAGACAGGUGAAAGCAUGUCAUGGAAAGCAACCAUUGUACUCAGUACAGGAGUAUCAGUUCAGUACCGCUACUUCAAAGGGUACUUUUUAGAACCAAAGACUAUCGGUGGUCCAUGUCAAGUCAUAGUUCACAAGUGGGAGACUCAUCUACAACCACGAUCAAUAACCCCUUUAGAAAGUGAAAUUAUUAUUGAUGAUGGACAAUUUGGAAUCCACAAUGGCGUUGAAACUCUUGAUUCUGGAUGGCUAACAUGUCAGGCUGAAAUAAGAUUACGUUUGCAUUAUUCUGAAAAACCUCCUGUGUCGAUAACCAAGAAAAAAUUUAAAAAAUCUAGAUUUAGGGUAAAGCUGACACUAGAGGGUCUGGAGGAAGAUGACGAUGAUAGGGUCUCUCCCACCAUUCUUCACAAAAUGUCCAAUAGCCUGGAGAUAGCCUUAAUAAGCGACCAUGAAUUCAAGUGCAGGCAUUCACAGCCAGAGUGUGGCUAUGGCUUACAGUCUGAUCGUUGGACAGAGUACAGUAUACAGACAAUGGAACCAGAUAACCUGGAACUAAUCUUUGAUUUUUUUGAGGAAGAUCUCAGUGAACAUGUAGUUCAGGGUGAUGCCCUUCCUGGACAUGUGGGUACAGCGUGCCUCUUAUCAUCCACCAUUGCUGAGAGUGGGAAGAGUGCUGGAAUCCUUACUCUUCCCAUCAUGAGCAGAAAUUCCAGGAAAACAAUAGGCAAAGUGAGAGUUGACUAUAUAAUUAUUAAGCCAUUACCAGGAUACAAUUGUGACAUGAAAUCUUCAUUUUCCAAGUAUUGGAAGCCAAGAAUACCAUUGGAUGUUGGACAUCGAGGUGCAGGCAACUCUACAACAACUGCCAAGCUGGCAAAAGUUCGAGAAAAUACUGUUGCUUCCUUAAGAAAUGCUGCUAGUCAUGGUGCAGCCUUUGUAGAAUUUGAUGUACACCUUUCAAAGGACUUUGUGCCUGUGGUAUAUCAUGAUCUCACCUGUUGUUUGACUAUGAAGAAGAAAUUUGAUGCUGAUCCAGUUGAAUUAUUUGAAAUUCCAGUAAAGGAAUUAACAUUUGACCAACUCCAGUUGUUAAAGCUUGCUCAUGUGACUGCACUAAAGUCUAAAGAUAGGAAAGAAUCUGUGGUUGAGGAGGAAAAUUCCUUUUCUGAAAAUCAGCCAUUUCCUUCUCUUAAGAUGGUUUUAGAGUCUUUGCCAGAAGAUGUGGGGUUUAACAUAGAAAUAAAGUGGAUUUGCCAACAAAGGGAUGGAAUGUGGGAUGGUAACUUAUCAACAUAUUUUGACAUGAAUCUGUUUUUAGACAUAAUUUUAAAAACUGUUUUAGAAAACUCUGGGAAGAGGAGAAUAGUGUUUUCUUCAUUUGAUGCAGAUAUUUGUACAAUGGUUCGGCAAAAGCAGAACAAAUAUCCCAUAUUAUUUUUGACUCAAGGAAAAUCUGAUAUCUACCCUGAACUCAUGGACCUCAGAUCUCGGACAACAACUAUUGCAAUGAGCUUUGCACAGUUUGAAAAUCUACUGGGCAUAAAUGCACAUACUGAAGACCUGCUCAGAAACCCAUCCUAUAUUCAAGAGGCGAAAGCUAAGGGACUCGUCAUAUUUUGCUGGGGUGAUGAUAACAAUGAUCCUGAAAACAGAAGAAAAUUGAAGGAAUUUGGAGUUAAUGGUCUAAUUUAUGAUAGGAUAUAUGAUUGGAUGCCUGAACAGCCAAAUAUAUUCCAAGUGGAGCAGUUGGAACGCCUGAAGCAAGAAUUGCCAGAGCUAAAAAGCUGUUUGUGUCCCACUGUUGGCCGCUUCGUUCCCUCAUCUUUGUGUGGCGAGCCCAAUAUCCACGUGGAUGCCAACAUCAUUGAUAAUGUGGAGAAUGCUUAGUUUUUAUUGCACAGAAGUCAUUGGGGGCAUGCUGUGCUAUUCUGGGUAUUCACUUUUCAUCAUUGAGCAUUGUUUAUCUAUGCCUUUUGGGUUUCUCAGUCCAAUAAAGCAAUAAUGGAGUA